CACCCUCCUCCUCCCCCUCCGGCAGCUGAGAGCGUUUCCCCGCAGCCACACUUGUCCGUCUCAGCCUCUGCCACCUCGGGGGCUUCAUCCACUCUCUCUGUUUCGCACCAGCCCUCUGAUGCAGCUCUUUGAUCUGGUGAGCGGCAGGGAAAGGGGGAAGGGGGAAGGUAUGGCAAUGUUUUAUUUUCAGAUGAUUAACAAGCCAGGCGCGUUGGACCUUCUCGCAGUAUAAAGCUCAGCGCUCUCCCGAGUUAUUACUGCACAGCGGCCGAGAGAGAAUGGGCACUGCUUCCAAAUGAGAUGAAAGACAGUUGAAGCUGAUAAUAUCUGGCGCCCACUUGCAGCUUGCACGGAAAGUGGGGGGAAACCGGAGCACCGGGAGAAUACCUAUGUGAUCCCAAGGAGAACAUGCAACCAGCAACCUGGACAGCACCUGAGAUUAUACUCAGGAUAUAGAUACUGACACAUUCAAGACCACAGUCCAACUUUAAAGUGCAGCACAAAUGGGACACUUAUGAAGAAAGGGAUGAAAAAACGUCAUGAGUUACCGGAUGUCCCGAGUACCUACUGUUAGCAUUACGAGCCACUACGAGACAUCCACGAACUCCUACGGACCCGCUACGGACAUUCUCCGAGGUCGAAUCGGGAAAAUUCGGGAGAACCCGUGAAUUACCUGAUAAAGAAUACUCUGGAAAAUAUGAUACAAGCAACAAUUAUGAUAUGAACAGCAACAUAUAAAGAAGACGAAUCAUAUCAAGAUUUCCCUGCAGUCUGUAACAUCCAAUGGCAAAAAAUAGUUAUUUCCUUACAAUAUGGAAUAUUUUGCAUCUGUAAAUUUAAUGUUAGUGUAUGAAUGUAAUAGCAUUAAGUUUUUGCCCAGAAGGGAAUGAGUGACAUUUUCACAAUGAUUGGAUGUAAUAGCACUCUUUUAGAGAGAUGUAUCCCAGAGAUUUUAAAUGCGACCAAUCCACUUGUGAAUUCAAGCAAGACAAAUCUUCACAUCUUUAUAAGGAUAAUAUUAGCAGUAGUGAUGAUGUCAAUGAUUGCAAUUGGUUUCUUUGGCAAUGCAAUAGUGUGUUUAAUUGUGUACCAGAAACCUGCAAUGCGCUCAGCUAUCAACCUGCUCUUGGCCACCCUUGCAUUUUCUGACAUUAUGUUAUCGUUGCUGUGCAUGCCUUUCACCACAAUCACCAUCAUUACAGUCGAAUGGAUGUUUGGAGGUUACUUUUGCCGGAUAUCUGCGAUGUUUUACUGGUUCUUUGUCCUGGAAGGCGUGGCGAUACUUCUGAUCAUCAGUGUUGACCGUUACCUAAUCAUUGUGCAGCGACAAGACAAGCUGAACCCUCAUCGUACCAAAGUGAUGAUUGCCAUUUCAUGGGCAGUCUCCUUCUGUAUCUCCUUUCCAUCGGUGGUUGGCUGGACUGUGGUGGAGGUACCUACUCGGGCACCCCAGUGUGUCCUGGGCUAUUCAGAGACAUGGGCCGACCGUGUUUACGCAGUGUUCUUGCUGGUGACCAUUUUCUUUGUUCCUUUCAGCGUGAUGCUGUACGCCUACCUCUGCAUUCUGAACACAGUGCGAAGAAACGCAGUACAGAUCCACAACCACACGGACAACCUCUGCUUAAAUCAAGUCAGCAAGCUGGGACUGAUGGGCGUGCAACGUCCUCAUCGAAUAAAUGUUGACAUGAGCUUCAAAACCCGAGCCUUCUCGACGAUUUUAAUCCUCUUCAUCGGCUUUUCAUUUUGCUGGAUGCCCUACACGGUGUACGGUCUCCUUUCUGUAUUCAACAAAAACUUUUACCACAGUCAAUCCUUCUACGCCAUUAGCGCCUGGUUCUUGUGGCUGACUUACCUGAAGUCGGUCUUCAACCCCAUUAUCUACUGUUGGCGGAUCAAGAAAUUCAGGGAGUCUUGUGUGGAAUUUAUGCCGAAAACGUUCAAAAUCCUACCAAAGCUGCCUGGGAGGACAAAACGGAGAAUCCGUCCCAGUACAAAUUAUAUUUGUAAUGAUCUUCAGUCAGCCGUAUAAAUUAAACUUUUGUACAAUGUCUUUAGAAAACAUUAGAAAGUAGAAUAUUUUCCUGUGAUGUGCACUUGCCAUUCAUUGUACAAAACUGAUCUGCUCUUCUCAGGACUAGUUGCUACCAUUAUUGCAAUUUAUUAAUAUUGCUGGACUCUUUAUCAGUGUUUACAUAAAUGUGUUACCUGUACAAUUAUUCUUCUAGUUACAUUACAAAGACUCAUUGAAAGCAA
Leucoraja erinaceus (little skate) is the source of this 2253-nucleotide messenger RNA. RefSeq names its product G protein-coupled receptor 45 (gene gpr45). Lineage: Eukaryota; Metazoa; Chordata; Chondrichthyes; Rajiformes; Rajidae. The transcript is spliced from 5 exons. The coding region runs from base 887 to 2029 and encodes 380 amino acids. Gene Ontology annotation, biological process: G protein-coupled receptor signaling pathway. Gene Ontology annotation, cellular component: membrane. Gene Ontology annotation, molecular function: G protein-coupled receptor activity. The record is from RefSeq and is a predicted model, not a curated record.